AUGAAGGCGUACAUUUACGACAACCUGCCGGGGGACCAGCGCCUUCCGCACGACUCGGGCCGGGCCGUGGGCGAGGAUGAGCUCCGCGGGCUCGGCGUCCUGUACUACCGCUUCCCCAGCCUCGAGGGCGUCGACAAGCUGGCCGCCGAGCGGGGCUACAAGAACCGCGAUGAGAUCACCGUGUCGCCCGAAAAGAUGGGCGACGUCUACGAGGACAAGGUCAAGAUGUUCUUCAACGAGCACCUGCACGAGGACGAGGAGAUCCGCUACAUCCGCGGCGGCCAGGGCUACUUUGACGUGCGGACGAGGGACGAAGACUGGGUGCGCGUCCAGCUCGAGAAGGACGACCUGCUGAUCCUUCCCGCGGGCAUCUACCACCGCUUUACGACGGACGAGUCCAACUACGUCCACGCGAUGCGCCUGUUCAAGGACGAGCCCAAGUGGACGCCCCUGAAUCGGUGCCCGCAACUGGACGACAAUGCGAUCCGCAAAGAGUACGUGGGCCAGUUCCUGUCCGGCUGA
Purpureocillium lilacinum is the source of this 522-nucleotide messenger RNA. NCBI's taxonomy places the organism in Eukaryota, Fungi, Ascomycota, Sordariomycetes, Hypocreales, Ophiocordycipitaceae. The record is from RefSeq and is a predicted model, not a curated record.